Messenger RNA from Chara braunii, 2309 nucleotides. NCBI's taxonomy places the organism in Eukaryota, Viridiplantae, Streptophyta, Charophyceae, Charales, Characeae. The record is from the annotation of a GenBank genome assembly.
GCGGGUAAGGGACAGCGUGAUUGUUGACCAAGGGAGCGCUGCGCUCGUGCCGAAUCGUCGUUUUGGGGAGGUUGGGUUGAAGAGGGACGCGAGGAGGAAGAGAGGAAGAAGGGAGACGAGGAAGAGAAGCGGAGACGAGGAGGUAGAGCAAAAGGGAGGACAGGGAAAUGGCAACAGAAGGGAAAACGAGGGGGUAGAGGAGAAGGGGGGAAGGAGACAACAGAAAGGAGAGGAGGACAGAGAGAAGACAACGAAAAGGACAAGCGAGACUGAAUAGGGGGGCAAGGACGAGGGAGAAGAGGAAGAUGAGUAGGAAGGACGACAAACGAAGAAAGGGAUGAGGAAUAUGAGACGGACAGGAGGAAGAAGACGAGGAGCAGGAAAAAAGACGAGGGGAAAGGAAGGACGAUAAACGGUAACAAACGAGGCGAGGAGGACGAGGAAUACGAGACCGGCAGGAGGAGGAAGACGAGCAGCAGGAAGGAAGACGAGGAGGGGAAAGGUAGGACGACGAACGAGACGAGGACGAUGAAUACGACACCGACAGGAGGUGGAAACGAGGAGCAGGAAGGAAGACGAAGGCAAAGGAAAUAUGACAAAAGAGACGACGAGGAGGAGGAAGACGAGACGGACAGGAGGAGGAAGACGAGGAUGAUGAAGGAAAGGGGGAGAAGGAAAAGGAGGAAGGAGACGAGGAGGCGAAGGGAGGAAGGCGAGAAUGAGGAGGAGAAGAAGCGAGACUGAGUACGCGGGCAAAGAGGACGGACAGUCAACGACGAAGUUGAAGAGGAUGAUGGUGGCGGAGGAGGAGGGAAGGCAGCAGACAGCGCUCGAAGUGGAGGGACAGCGGGAAUGCAGCAGGGCAAACCAGUGGUUGAUAGGAGCAGCCAGGGAGCGGCGCAGAGGAAAGGAGGCCCGGGAACAGUGUCAUCGCCCACCAGCGCUAUAGGGGAGAGGAAACCCAUCGUGGACAGGGGAGGAGCGGAGGGGUCACCAAGACUAAGGAGAGAGGACAGCUGGGUCACGAGGAGAGGAGGGUGAGAAUAGCGGCGACACGGGAAGACAGCUUCGGGAGCACGUGAGGGCUGUGGCGAGUUUUUUUUCCCCCUUCCCUUUUGUAAAUGUUGACGGGCUUGGGGACACCAGGCAAUUGAGAUUCAGUGGGACCAGCCAAGUUUGAAACCGGGUGGAGCUAGGUGAAUGAAAUUCCCGAAUGACCUGGGACCAGUGGGCUCGACGAUGAUAUGAGGAGGUAGGAUGACGUUGAUGGUGAAGUAGGUAGACAAUGAGCGAGAGCGAGACACGUGAUCGAUGAGCAGGAAGGGAUGAGAUGGAUGCAGCAAGCAGGAAGAUCGAUGAUUAGAAGGCAGGAGGAUGGUGGAGGGAGAAAGAUGGAGCGAGAGGGAGGAGAAGAUCAAUGACCAGAAGGAGAGGGUGAUGGAUGAAGGAAGAUGGAGUGAGAGGGAGCAGAUGAGGGAAGGAGACACGUGUGAUCGAUGGGUAGGAAGGGAAGAGAUGCAUGCAGCAACCAGGAAGAUUGAUGAUUGGAAGAAGGGAGAGCGAUGAAGGAAGGAAGAUGGAGCGAGAGGGAGAAGAAGAUCGAUGAGUAGGAGGGAGCGUGAUAGAGCAAGGAAGAUGGAGCAAGAGGGAAGAGACGAGCUGCAGCAACAAGUAGGGAAGGAUGAUGUGCCAAGGACGGAAAGGAUGGUCGGGAAGGUGGGAUGCCGACGAAUGUGACGGUUACGUGGAAGGGGAGGGAGGAAAGGGCGGUUUCACGUGGAAGAUUAGAACAGGGGGGGAUAACGUGGAAGGGGGGAGAAAGGACGAUGUGGAAGGGUGGAAGGGCUGUGCUUAUUUUUCUUUUUUUCCCCCUCUUUUAAAGGUUGACGGGCUUGCGAUAUCAUCAUCAAACUGAUUCAGUUCUCACCGAUGCUCCUGAAUAAUAAAAUGAAUGGAAAUAACAGAUGCCGAUUUUCGAAAAGGCAGGCAACAGUAUGACUGCGCCCAGCUCAGUUAGUAGACCCGUGAACUUUUCAAAUCCGGAACUAAGUUUGAAUCCAGGUGGAGCUAGGUGAAUGAAAUUCCCGAAUUAUCUGGGGUCAGUCAGUUCGACGAUGAUAUCUGAAGACCGCUGCCAGCAGGGAGGGAGAUAGGACGAGGUGGGGUGACGUUGGUGAUAGAGGGAGGAGGUGGAGAAUGAGGGACGCAUGUGGUUCAUGACUAGGAAAGGAGGAGAUGGAUGCAACAAUCAGGAAGAUCGAUGACUGAGAGGAGGGCGGAUGAUGGAGGAAUGAAGAUGUAGGGAAAUA